GUGAGUAAAGCUGCGUCAUCGAAAAAAAGAAAACACCUGCAACAUAAAAAGAAACUCGAAACAGUAAAUAUUCUAGAAAUUAUGCCGGUAUUAGAAAAUAUAGAAGCCAUGACAGUAAACACAUCACCUGCACCUGUAGCGGAUAUGGACGAUCCACACCAGACGCAGCCAGUUCGCGAAAUAACCCAAACGGAUCAUCUCAAUAAACGCCUCUUAAAGUCAUUGCUCGACUCGAUGAAAACCAAUGCAACCGACCAAGAAAAUUCAACACCAACAGAGGCAAACAACGACAAUAACAAUGAUUUCGAUGAUUGAUUUCUAUAUUUACAUUAAAACAUAUUAAAGUCAAAGUUUCGGUCAUGGUUUACCCACUAAAAAUAACAACUAUUUUUUCAUUAAACCAUUCGCAUUAAUGCUUCUAAAUA
Drosophila sulfurigaster albostrigata is the source of this 425-nucleotide messenger RNA. RefSeq lists its product as uncharacterized. The transcript has a single exon. NCBI's taxonomy places the organism in Eukaryota, Metazoa, Arthropoda, Insecta, Diptera, Drosophilidae. The record is from RefSeq and is a predicted model, not a curated record. The coding region runs from base 82 to 315 and encodes 77 amino acids.